UGCCAUGGAGACCUAGUCGACGACGACCUCGCGCCCUGUUUACGCGGCAAAUCGCUGGCAGAACUGCUUCGCGUGCGCCUAGAGCCUCCACGCUUCCUUCCCGGCUUCGCGCCCUUCGUGGACGGCGCAGUGUUGCCGGUCGCCCUGGGCGCCGGGGGCGCAGGCGGCGCCCUGGCGCUGGCUGACCUGGCGCAGGCGCGACACGGCGGUCCCGGCUACGAGCUCGCCGACUUCCCUGAGCGCGACCUGCUCUUCGGUCUUACCACCACCGAGUCUUAUCUCGAUCUUAGUGCGCAGGAUCUAGAGUUCGGUUUCGACGAGACGCGUCGCGACCGUAUACUGCGCACAUACGUUCGUAAUGCCUACUACUUCCACCUGAACGAGAUCUUCUCGACGCUGAAGAACGAGUACACGGACUGGGAGCGGCCUGCCGGUAACCCGCUGGGCGUCAGGGAUGCCACCCUGGAGGUGCUCAGUGACGGUCACACCACGGCGCCUCUGCUCCGGGUCGGGUAUCUGCACUCGGUGCGAGGGGGUCGCACUUAUUUCAUGCAUUUCCGGCAUCAGUCUACGCAGACUGACUAUCCGCAGCGUGCCGGCAGCGUGCGAGGUGAGGACGUGCCUUACGUGCUGGGCCUGCCCCUGGUGGGCGGUCAGCCCUUUUUUCCUCACAACUACUCCACGCAGGAUGCCGCCCUAUCUACGCAGCUCAUACACUAUCUAGCCAACUUUGUUAGGAAAGGGGAUCCGAACGGACCGGCGUCCCCUCGUCAGGGAGCACCCCAUUCGGGACCUCCCCAUUCAGGGAACCUCCAUUCGGGGUCACCCCAUCCGUCGGCCGACCCCUCGUCCACGUCUAAUCACGAAUCGCCAUUUUGGGACACGUACGACUCGAUUAAUCAGCUCUAUCUCGAAAUGGGUGUGAAACCGGAAGUGCGGAAUCACUACCGGGGACACAAGAUGUCGUUAUGGCUGAACCUAAUUCCGCAACUGCAUCAGCCGGGAAUUGCUGAGCUCAGCAUGAGGCAUCACCACUUCCAAGAGGAGGGCGCUCAAUACUAUGAUGGCUCGGUGCGACCGCAAUCGCUGCAACGACCCAGCCUGCCGACAGCGGCCACGCUGACGACCAGCACGGAAACACCGACGACUACCGGCGCCGCCUCCACACCCGCGGCUGCAGCCGCCCCCACCUCCACCACCGAGUGUCCGCCCAACGCGACCGCCCCCCUGGCACCCGCCGCCGACACGGUCCGCCCCGCCAACAGCCACAAUCUGCUCAGGAAGCUGGCCAACAGUCACUACCAGAGCUACACCACUGCGCUCACUGUCACGAUUGCCGUCGGCUGCUUUCUGCUGCUGCUCAACAUACUCAUAUUCGCCGGCAUCUACCAUCAACGCGAUCGCGCCGCCGCCCAUUCCAAGCACAAGAAGAAGAAGGAUGAGAUGAUGGAGUUAAACAGCUGCAGCAGCGGUUCUGGCGACAUGGAACUGAAACAGGCGCUGGCCGACUCUCAGAUGUCAGUAUCCGCCGCCGGGGGCAGCACAAUAGUCGAACUGCCUCUGCAGGAGUUCAAGUCCUCACCGCCUCCCGGGGGCGGAGGGCUGAAGGGAGCCGGAGGCGGUGACCUGCCUCCCGGGUACUGCAGCGGCGGCGACCUCUUGCCCGUCACCAGUCCUUCCAUUCCGGAGCCGCCGCCUCCGCCCAAGGCUCAGCCCCCAAACGCUAGCAUCCUCAGACAACAGCACAUGGCCGGGUGUCCGCAGACGCCGAGCUCCAUGAAGAAACGCGUACAGAUUCAGGAGAUAUCGGUGUGAUAUUUGGGGCGGUGUCCCCUCUUCGUUCUGACAACUUUCACCUCGUAACUUAUGUUAUUUCCCAAUGUGAGUACCUCACAUGCGUUCAACCAUUUCCAAUUUCAUACCCUAUUUUCACUCCAUCUCUUAUAUUAUUCCUUGAUGUGAAUACACAUUGUCUGUAUGCCUUAUCCAUCAAACUUUUAAUUUAUGAGAAAAUGUUCUCCUGUUAAUUUGAAUUUCUACUUCUAUGUAAAUCUUAUUGUGUCUUGAGAAUUUAUCACACAUAUUAAGCUUCCGGUGGUUGCGCUCUACUCAAUCACACGAGCAGUCGCGUGUUGUAUUUUGUACAACAUCCA
Nilaparvata lugens (brown planthopper) is the source of this 2153-nucleotide messenger RNA. Its product is annotated as neuroligin-1. Lineage: Eukaryota; Metazoa; Arthropoda; Insecta; Hemiptera; Delphacidae. Gene Ontology annotation, cellular component: cell surface; synapse; postsynaptic membrane. The record is from RefSeq and is a predicted model, not a curated record. Gene Ontology annotation, molecular function: neurexin family protein binding; signaling receptor activity. Gene Ontology annotation, biological process: presynaptic membrane assembly; synaptic vesicle endocytosis; neuron cell-cell adhesion.